Lagenorhynchus albirostris (white-beaked dolphin) is the source of this 2511-nucleotide messenger RNA. RefSeq names its product TNF receptor associated factor 5 (gene TRAF5). Gene Ontology annotation, molecular function: zinc ion binding; tumor necrosis factor receptor binding; thioesterase binding. The record is from RefSeq and is a predicted model, not a curated record. NCBI's taxonomy places the organism in Eukaryota, Metazoa, Chordata, Mammalia, Artiodactyla, Delphinidae. Bases 487 to 2163 code for a protein of 558 amino acids. Gene Ontology annotation, cellular component: plasma membrane signaling receptor complex. Gene Ontology annotation, biological process: positive regulation of canonical NF-kappaB signal transduction; tumor necrosis factor-mediated signaling pathway; regulation of apoptotic process. The transcript has 13 exons.
GCCCUGGAGUCCUCGCGCGCCUGCAGCCGGGAGCCGGCCGAACCCCCGCCCGCCGGCCCACAAGUGAGUCCAGCCCAGUCGCCGCCCGGGGCGGCUGCGCCGCGGGGAUUGAGCCCCACGCUGUAGGACUGGAGUGAGGGGACCGAGGAGCGCUUUUCGGCUCAUCCCAUUUACUUUGAAACCGAAAGCGCCGCGGCGGCAGGAGCCCCCCGCCGGGCUGCGGGGACCCGGGCCUGGCUGCCCGUCCCACUCGAGCCCGCAGUGCUUUGCUGCACUCCCAGAGGAAAUGAGGAGCCAGAGGUCUCCUGACAACUUGGAGAGACAUCACACUUCUCUUCAAAGGAAUUAAAACCAUACCCACAUCAUUCUCCAUCCCGUGUCCAAGAAAACCCUCUUCUGCAAAAGUUUAUGCUGCUACUGAUUCCUUCUAGAGUAUUUUAAAUUUUGGAUCAUCUUUACGAUCAUUACCCUGAAUUCGUUUUCAGAAUGGCCUGUUCUGAGGAGCAAGGAGGUGUCCCCUGUGGCUUCAUCCGCCAGAAUUCUGGUAACUCCACGUCUUUGGACUUUGAGCCAGAUGCAGAGUACCAGUUUGUGGAGCAGCUGGAAGAGCGCUACAGAUGUGCCUUCUGCCGCUCAGUGCUUCACAACCCCCACCAGACGGGCUGUGGGCACCGCUUCUGCCAGCACUGCAUCCUGUCCCUGAGAGAAUUAAAUGCAGUCCCACUCUGCCCUGUAGAUAAGGAGGUGAUCAAAUCUCAGGAGGUGUUUAAAGACAAUUGCUGCAGAAGAGAAGUCCUCAAUUUAUAUGUAUUUUGCAAAAAUGCUCCUGGAUGUAAUGCCAAGGUUAUUCUGGGACGAUACCAGGACCACCUUCAGCACUGCUUAUUCCAAGCUGUGCAGUGCUCUAAUGAGAGCUGUCAGGAGCCAGUCCUUCGCAAAGAUCUGAAAGAGCAUUUGAGCGCAGACUGUCCGUUUCGAGAGGAAAAAUGCCUUUAUUGCAAAAAGGAUGUGGCAGUCAUCAAUCUACAGAAUCAUGAGGAAAACUUGUGUCCUGAGUACCCAGUAUCUUGUCCCAACAAGUGUUUGCAGAUUAUUCCAAGAACUGAGGUGGAUGAACACCUUGCUGUGUGUCCUGAAGCUGAACAAGACUGUCCUUUCAAGCACUAUGGCUGUACUGUAAAGGAUAAACGAGGAAACCUGCAGGAGCAUGAGCAUUCAGCCUUACGGGACCACAUGCUUCUGGUUUUAGAAAAGAACUUCCAGUUAGAAGAACAGAUUUCUGACUUAUAUAAGAGCCUAGAACAAAAAGAAAGUAAAAUCCAGCAGCUAGCAGAAACCGUAAAGAAAUUCGAAAAGGAGUUCAAGCAGUUUGCACAGUUGUUUGGCAAAAAUGGAACUUUCCUCUCAAAUAUACAGGUUCUUGCCAGUCACAUUGACAAGUCUGCUUGGCUAGAAGUUCAGGUGCGUCAGUUAUUACAAAUGGCUAACCAGCAACAAAGUAAAUUUGAUCUGAGGCCUUUGGUGGAAGCGAUUGAUACAGUGAAACAGAAAAUCACCCUGCUAGAAACCCAUGAUCAAAGAUUAGUUGUUUUGGAAGGGGAGACUAACAAACAUGAUGCCCACAUUAAUAUUCAUAAAGCACAGCUGAAUAAAAACGAAGAGCGAUUUAAGCUGCUAGAAAGUGCCUGCUAUAACGGAAAGCUCAUCUGGAAGGUCACAGACUACAAGCUGAAGAAGAAGGAGGCGCUGGACGGACACACAGUAUCCAUCUUUAGCCAGCCCUUCUACACCAGCCGGUGUGGCUACAGGCUCUGCGCUAGAGCGUACCUGAAUGGGGACGGGUCCGGGAAGGGGACGCAUCUGUCGUUGUACUUUGUGGUGAUGCGAGGGGAGUUUGACUCACUGUUGCAGUGGCCAUUCAGGCAGAGGGUGACCCUGAUGCUUUUGGACCAAAGUGGCAAAAGGAACCACAUUAUGGAGACCUUCAAGGCUGACCCCAAUAGCAGCAGCUUUAAAAGACCCGAUGGGGAGAUGAACAUUGCCUCUGGCUGUCCACGCUUCGUGGCUCAUUCCACUUUGGAGAAUGCCAAGAACACCUACAUUAAAGAUGACACCCUGUUCUUGAAAGUGGCUGUGGAUCUAACUGACCUGGAGGAUCUCUAAUCACUGCUUCUGGGGUGAUAAAAGGACUCCUUGAAUCCAGAACCUUUGGUUAAUGUAGUGACUGAAUGUAGGCUCGACACACACUUGUAUUUGGCUCUUUGCCCUUAAUGUUUGAAGUCAUUUUGAGAUUUCUCAAGUGCUGUCUUCUUUUUACAUUUUAUUCUGUCCCAGUUUGAAACUGACAAUACUUAGAAUAUCUUCUCAUUAUUUAUAUUUUUAUAUCUCUUGAAAGAUGCUAAUUUUCUUAAAGGUAAGGUCUGGGGCAUACCUCUUUUACUGGUGCUUAGUGUGGGGUCUCAGGGUGGGCCCUCUAUAAUAUUAAAUGUCAUUGAGGACACAGAAGUAGAA